Coffea arabica (coffee) is the source of this 687-nucleotide messenger RNA. The record is from RefSeq and is a predicted model, not a curated record. NCBI's taxonomy places the organism in Eukaryota, Viridiplantae, Streptophyta, Magnoliopsida, Gentianales, Rubiaceae.
AUGCCCUUAUCCUUGAGUGAGCAUGCUAGUCUUAAUGGUAAGAAAAAGACCCAAGUGGUGAGACAACUGCAUGAGAAGGCACGAGCAAACAUUGAGAAAUGCACGGAGCAAUUUGUCAAACAUGCAAACAAGGGACGUAGGCAACUACUGUUCGAACCUGGAGACUGGGUGUGGCUACACAUGCGCAAGGAGCGUUUUCUUGAGAAGAGGCGAAGCAAGUUGAUGUCCCGUGGAGAUGGGCCCUUUCAAAUCCUUGCCAAAGUCAACGACAACGCCUACCAACUUGACCUUCCAGGUGAGUACGAUGUUAGCUCUACUUUCAAUGUUGCUGACUUACUUCCAUUUGAUGUAAGUAACGACUUCGAUUUGAGGACAAAUCCUUCUCAAGAGGAAGGGAAUGAUGAGGAACCACCAAGACCUCAAGUCGUCACUUCACAAGGCUCGAGUAAGAAUGAUCUUGAGGAACCACCAAGACCUCAAGUCGUCACUUCACGAGGCUCGAGUAAGAAUGAUCUACACGCACCAUCAAUAAACCCUGGACCAAUGACUCGAGCAAGAGCAAGAAAGAUGCGUGAGAACCUCCAAACAUUUCUCCAAAUUGUUCAUACACGCAUUGGAAGGAUUCAAGGGGCUAAACACACGAUGGUGAGCCUACUCCAAGUUCAUGAAGAAGCCUCAAAUUACUAG